Molecule: messenger RNA, 1311 nt
Organism: Mycena indigotica
Lineage: Eukaryota; Fungi; Basidiomycota; Agaricomycetes; Agaricales; Mycenaceae
Product: RNA lariat debranching enzyme
Exons: 8
Coding region: 1-1311 (436 amino acids)
Biological process (GO): mRNA splicing, via spliceosome
Cellular component (GO): nucleus
Molecular function (GO): RNA lariat debranching enzyme activity
Source: RefSeq, a predicted model, not a curated record
AUGGGCGCUGAAAGCACAGGUUACCACAGGGCGGGGCCGAGAUUUGCACGCUCGGUGCGGAUGUUCCACAACCACCCCACAAGAAACAUGCGUGUCGCGGUUGUCGGCUGCUCUCAUGGCCACCUCGACCAGAUCUACCAGUCGAUCCACCGAAUCAACAAAGAAGCAAAGAGGGCCGGGGAAAAACCUGUCGAACUUCUCUUAUGCUGCGGCGACUUCCAGGCCAAUCGAUGCAACGCGGAUUUGUGCACGAUGAAAGCACCCCCUAAAUUCCGUCUGAUGAACGAUUUCCACAAUUAUUAUGCGGGGCGGAAGAGAGCGCCAGUGCUCACCAUUGUCAUUGGAGGCAACCACGAAGCUAUGGGACAUAUGUGGGAAUGUUAUCACGGUGCAUGGCUUGCUCCCAGGAUAUACUACCUCGGCGCAGCGGGUUGUGUCCUGGUCGACGGCUGGCUCCGAGUUGCUGGCGCGAGUGGGAUAUGGCAUGCCAGCGAUUGGAAGAAAGGACAUUUCGAACGAAUACCAUACAUUCCAUCAACUCUUGCAUCGGCCUACCACGUUCGCCAAUAUGACAUUACUCGGCUUAUGAAUCUACGAGGCCCUUCCGUGGACAUUUUCAUGUCACACGAUUGGCCAAAUGGAAUAGAGAAACAUGGCGAUACCCAAACUCUGCUACGUGAUAACCCGAGGUUCAAAACUUCGGUUAUGAGUAAUACCCUUGGCUCUCCCCCAUUGGAAACUCUUCUAAAAAAGCUUCGACCUCGGCGUUGGGUAUCUGGCCACAUGCACAUCCGGUUCACUGCCAGCGUUCCGCAUGGCAAACAACCAGAAGCCAACGAGUACACCCACUUCCUUGCGCUUGACAAACCAGGUGAAGGAAGGCCAUUUAUUGAGGUUAUCGAUGUUCCAACACCAGAAACACACGCCAACUCGGGCUCUGAAGGUCCACAGCUUUUCUUUGAUCCUCACUGGCUGGCUGUUGUCCGUGCUUUUGCCUCCUAUCUUCCACUGCAAGAGCAAGCGACACAACUCCCGUCGCCGACUUUGGUUCCACAGCUUCUCGAAGACGCAUUGCAAUGGGUGCGAGCAAAUGUGGGAGAGGACGGAGUCAAAAUUGUCGAUGAUGUCCAAGUAUUCCAGCACACUGCGCCACCGACAAGGAGCGCGAAUGCGAAUGAAAUUACGAACGAGAGACCACGGGCGUAUUCGAAUCCGCAAACACAGGCUUUCUGUGAUAUGUUGGGCAUUACAAACGUCAUCGGUGAAGAAACCAAUAGUGUCCUUGAUCGUCCCAAGGAGCAGAGUGGCUGA